Penicillium verhagenii is the source of this 4080-nucleotide messenger RNA. RefSeq names its product putative ubiquitin-specific protease UBP12. The record is from RefSeq and is a predicted model, not a curated record. Bases 1 to 4080 code for a protein of 1359 amino acids. Lineage: Eukaryota; Fungi; Ascomycota; Eurotiomycetes; Eurotiales; Aspergillaceae. Gene Ontology annotation, biological process: protein deubiquitination. The transcript is spliced from 3 exons. Gene Ontology annotation, molecular function: cysteine-type deubiquitinase activity.
AUGGCUCCUCUGCCACUACGUGCGCAGCUCUUCGUCACGACGUCUUCCACAAAGCGUCGCAAAGUUUCCCCGGAGCCUCAGAGCAGCCCAGGAGAGGCACGACGUCACGGCCAAUCCCAGCCGUCGCCCACACCCAACUUGCCACCUCACCGGACAUCUCGCUCCACUUCCUCCCGGAGUCCAAGUGCAUCCUCACUGCCUCCAUACGUUCCUGCCCACCUUCAAUCACAAACCCGUGGGCCCCGAUCACAAUCUGGUGGCCGUUCGCCAACCCCCGCGACCGCCACCGCCGACCUAACCCUGUCCUCCGAACAUUCCGAUAUGCAAUCUGAGCCUCGUGACGGCACCACCGCAAAUGGCGAUGGCCGUGAGCCUUCUCCUGGCGAGAAGCGCCCUGCCUCCGAAAUUGAAGAUUCCGACCUCGACCUCGAGGGCGGCGUGAGCACAGUGGACAAGGGCGCCUCCAACUCGAUCGAUCAUCAGGUGGCCCAGAUCAACGCGCUGGUCGAGAAGCCCCUGGUAAACGGCCAAAAGGGUUUUGUGAUCUCCUCCGCUUGGCUGCAAAGGCUUUUUGCGCGCAGUUCCACCCAUGCCGACAGGGCAGACAAGGAGGCCUUGGACAGCGAGCUGGGCCCGCUCGACAACACGGACAUUGUCCUCGAUAUCGGCCCCAAGGAUGACCUGAGGGAUGAACAAGGCGAUGUUUAUGUGCCGGUGCGACCGGGUCUACAACUUGGAGAAGAUUACGAAAUUGCCCCGCAGGAGGCCUGGGAUCUGCUCAAGACGUGGUACGGCAUCGCUGAUGGGACGCCUACCAUUACUCGUUAUGCCCACGAAACCAACCCGGACGGAAUCUCGAAUAUCAUAUAUGAGCUUAACCCCCCAAUUAUCACUAUCUUCAAAUUGUCCCACCCGGGUACGGGAAUGACCCCCAAGAUUUUGAAGGAGAAGAAUCUUCCCCCAACCAAGGUUUUGACUGGCCGUCAGACGAACUUCAUGAAGUGGUUGAAGCAGGCCAAGCAGCUGGCCGGGAUUGACAUGGCAACCAAAGUCCGUGUAUGGAAGAUUGCCGGUGGCAUCCCCAGUGCCAAUGUGUCGACCGUGAAUACCCCAGCUCCCUCCCGUACCGUGUCGCCUGCACCCCCGGCGGGCCUCAUGACUUCCUUGCACAAGAACCUUGUCGUUGAUCUUAACACAUUCAUAUCGAUCUCCGAUGACCAACGCCAGCUGCUGGAUAUCAAAGAUCAGACGAACAAUGAUAACUACAAUGGCCGCAUGACAGUGUCCAUGGCCGAACUUCUCCCGACUGACACUGUCGUUCUUGAGGAAGGAGUGGGCAAGGAUGAAUGGGUAUCAGAAGUCUCUGCAAAGACUUUGAAACGCUUGGGAAUCCCCACUGAGCAGCCAAAGAGAGAACUUACCUCAUCGCCUGCAGUUCUGUCCAUCAAAACCCCCGCGCCGAGUGGUCGGUCAACUCCAGUUGAUAAACUGCCAAGGGGAAGAAAGCCCAAGGGUCACCAGUUGGGUCGCACUGGUCUUACCAAUUUGGGGAAUACUUGCUACAUGAAUGCUGCCACUCAAUGUAUCCGCGCAGUGGAAGAAUUGAGUAUCUAUUUCCUGGAGGGUGGGCACAAAAAGGAGCUCAAUGCCGACAAUCCCUUGGGAUACAGAGGUGAUCUCGCGAGGGCUUAUGCGCACCUAGUAAAUCAAAUUUACAGUGAGCCUGCCUCUCAUUCUUUCACUCCCAGUCGCUUUAGGAACCAGGUUGGUCGGAAUAACCCCAUGAUGGCCGGUUGGGAUCAGCAUGACAGCCAGGAGUUCCUGAUGUUUGCACUGGACGGACUUUCCGAGGAUCUUAACCGGGUCCUGAAAAAGCCCUACAUCGAGAAGCCGGAUUCCACGGACGAGAUGGUCCACAAUCGCAAGGCGCUAGAGGCAUUUGGAAAGGAAUCGUGGGAGAUUUACAAAGCCCGGAAUGACUCCGUGAUCACGGAUUUGUUUGCGGGAAUGUACAAAUCUACCCUAGUCUGCCCUGAAUGCGACAAAGUCAGCAUCAUGUUCGACCCAUUCAGCAGUUUCACACUGCCCAUCCCUGAUGAGCGAAACAUUAUUUGUCGCGAUGUUAUUUUCAUGGGCCUUAACUCCGCUCCCGUGCGAUUCACUAUCGAGGUCAACAAUUCUGCUGCCGUCAAAAAUUUCAUUGAAUCGGUUGCCAAAAGGACAGGGGUUGCCCCAGAGAGGCUUAUCGGUGCUGAACUGAACAACCACGGUUUCUGGCAGUUCUUCAAUAAAGAGCUUCAGUCUUACCACGAGCUUCGCCUCAAGGGCGAAGACACAGUUUUGUUCAUAGAGUUGGAACAUGCUGCUUCAGAAGAUCGCAUCCUCGUCCCCGUGUUUCACCGCAAAACCCAGAAGGGCAACAAGAACCGCCCACGGCAUGAACAAUUCGCAUUCCCUACCAUUCUCUCGUUCAACAGAGAUGAAACUCGAGACUUGGCUGCAAUUAACCGCAAGCUCUUGCAGUCUAUUUCUACAUUGACAACCCGCGAUAUCUUGAAUGAACAGAGCGUGGCAACUCAAGAGCAGCCACAACCCGUUCACGAUGAGCAGGGUGCCGAAGACUCUGACACUGUGGUGAUGAAUGAAGAUGAUGCGGAGUCUGUUGAUUCCAAAAUCAAGACCUCGUCGGUUGAAGGAGAUGACAGCAUUGUUGACGUCUCGAUGCACGAUGCCUCGCAGACGCCCAGUUCCUCCUCCACUGGGAACACCGAGCUUACCGAGGAUACCCCUUGUGACGCCCCUGCCUCGUCUCUGUCUGAGCGCCUUUUGAGUCUCUUCGGUAUCAAGUUUAUGACCACCGGUGAGCCCAUUCCUCGGGGCCGAUCAAUUGACAACUACAAGGACUAUCCUCUGAUCACUUCCCGGGUCACAUCUUCCAUCUCGGAAAGUAGCUCUGGUGAUGAAAACAGCGAAGUUCGCAGCGUGUCUGACCAAUCUGAGGACUCGGCCACCGGAUUGCAAAAUGAGCCGCUUAUUCGCCGUACCGAUGCCAUCAUUGUCGACUGGAGUGAUGAAGCCCGCCACGCCCUGUUUGGCGGUCUUGGCAACAAGCGCAACACCAAGCAAGGAAAACCCACUUACACCACUCCCGAAUACAUUAAUGACCCACAAAUUAUCCACCGUCGUGCCCAGCGCGAGGCCAAGCGCCAGGAGGGUAUUCCACUGGAGCAAUGCCUGAAGGAAUUUAGCAAGGAGGAGAUUCUUUCUGAGAACGAUGCCUGGUACUGCCCUCGUUGCAAGGAACACAGACAGGCGAGCAAGAAAUUCGAUCUGUGGUACGCCCCAGACAUUCUUGUCAUUCACCUCAAGCGUUUUAUGCAAGUUGGGACCGCCAAUCGGACCUCUCGAUCGAAGCUUAGCACCUUGGUUCAUUUCCCCCUUGAGAACUUGGACCUGUCGAAGCAUGUAACAGGACCGACUGAUGGAAAGUCGCUCGAAUAUGACCUUUUCGCUGUCGACUGUCACUCCGGCACCAUGUCUGGUGGUCACUACUUUGCCUAUGCUAAGAACUGGGUGACUGGUGAUUGGGUUUCCUUUAACGAUUCAUCUGCUACUGUUGUCUCCAACCCCGAGCAGACAGUCAUAUGCCCUGCGGCCUACCUCUUGUUCUACCGCCGCAAGUCUGCCGGCCCCCUGGGUAAUGCUGAGCUCCAAAAAAUGGUGAAUGAAUACCGCAAUGGUUCCCAAAAGGCCGUCGAGGUUGAGAUGGAAGAGCCGCGGGAAGAGGAAUCCGAGCGGGAAUUAUCGGAGCCUGAAAGCAACCCAUUGAACAUCUUCAGCAGCGAACCUUCUUGGUCAUUUUCCCGGCCAGGGGAUUCUGCUGAUAACGACCAUGUCGAAGAUUUGUUCGGAGAAGACAAUGACAGCAACAUUGCUGUCGAGGAUGGUAACUCCGAACCCGAAGACCGUCUUCAGGAACUGGACGAUGAGGACCAUACAACCUUUGAGGAUGUCCCCGCUCUUGCGGAUGACUCUGACGAAGAGAUGCCUGUCGUUGAGCUCCGUGUAGGCGAAGACUAA